Molecule: messenger RNA, 2258 nt
Organism: Daldinia caldariorum
Lineage: Eukaryota; Fungi; Ascomycota; Sordariomycetes; Xylariales; Hypoxylaceae
Product: asparagine synthase-domain-containing protein
Exons: 4
Coding region: 1-1719 (572 amino acids)
Molecular function (GO): asparagine synthase (glutamine-hydrolyzing) activity
Source: RefSeq, a predicted model, not a curated record
AUGUGCGGCAUCCAUGGCGUAGUCUCCACGGCUGCCAUACCAAGCAUUUCCCAAGAGCUGAAGAACCUCUUGUCGAAUCGCGGACCUGACCAUUUCGGCCAGGUCCAUCGCGAACUCCCUUUCGAAAAUGGAGAUUCCGUAAUUCGUCUCGGUCUUACCUCUACUGUGCUGGCCUUGCGGGGAGACCAUGUUGCAAAGCAACCGUUGGAAUCGCCCGUCACGGGGUCCGUGCUGUGCUGGAAUGGAGAGGCUUGGAGGAUUGACGGCCAGCCCGUCGGCAGUAAAAACGACGGCGAGCUCAUCUCAGCUAAGCUUGAUGCUGUCGAUGAUGCAUCUUCGGCCGAGACCCGAGAGUCGCAUAUCUUAAGCGUUCUGCGUAGCAUCGAAGGCCCAUUUGCCUUUCUAUUUUAUGACGCUCAGGAUAACCGCCUGUACUUCGGCCGCGAUCGUCUUGGUCGACGAUCGCUACUGUCAAGCCAAGCUGAGGAUGGCCACUCGAUCUCUUUCUCGAGUAUCGCCGAUGUGCCUACUACCGGCUGGAAAGAAGUCCAUGCGGAUGGCAUUUAUUCCUUAAACCUUGCUACACGUCUGGUUACGCCUAGUGGGUUGAAGCUUGAUACUCACCUCACCCGAUACGACUGGGUCACAUCAGGGGGCGAUAACAUGGUUUCAAGCAUCGGCAGCUUCAACAUGGCCCUGCCACCACCCGAUCACAAGCUAGACUUCGACUCCUCCUCAGUCCAUCUUCUCAAGCACUGGCUGUGCGAGUCCCUCAAGCUGCGGGUAUUAGACAUCCCGGAGCCCCCAAACUCGCUAUCCGAAACCGACGUUCGCGUCGCGGUUCUUUUCUCCGGCGGCCUCGACAGUACUACCCUUGCGAGGCUCGCCCACGACUUGGUUCCUCUCGACCAGGGGAUAGAUCUGAUUAAUGUUGCCUUCGAAAACCCGCGCCAGGUCUCCGUCGACAAGACGCUGCCGCACCUGGAUGCGAAGGACCAAUACGAAGCGUGUCCCGAUAGGAAGACGGGCCGCAAAGCGUUUGCUGAACUGAAAGCCGUCUGUCCCACGAGACAAUGGCGCUUCAUUGCGGUCAACGUUUCGUUCGAGGAAGCAAUGAGCCACAAGGCGAGAGUAGUUUCUCUCAUGUACCCCCACGACACCGAGAUGGACUUGUCCAUCGCCCUCGCGCUCUAUUUCUCCGCGCGAGGCAUCGGUUACGCCUACACGAACACGUGGGAAUGGCAACCCGACCCGCCGAGCGUGACUUCGCCCGCCAGGGUCCUGCUAUCGGGUCUUGGCGCGGACGAGCUCUUUGGGGGCUACUCGCGGCACGAGAUCGCGUUCAAGACCGGGGGAUACCCGCGCCUCCUCGACGAGCUGAAGCUGGACAUAGGACGCAUCGGACAGCGAAACCUAGGGCGCGACGACCGCGCCAUGUCCCACUGGGGCAAGGAGAUCCGCCACCCGUUCCUCGACGAGGAACUCGUCCGGUUCGCCAUCAGCACGCCGGUGUGGGAGAAGUGCGACUUCCAGAACCCGUUCCACCCCGCUGUGAUCGACCCGGCCAAGCGAGUGCUGAGGCUGAUGGCCGAUAAGCUCGGGUUAUCCGUGAUUGCGAGGGAGAAGAAGAGAGCGAUCCAAUUCGGCUCGCGAACCGCCAAUAUCGAAAGCCGCACCGGCAAGCGUCGGGGCACCGCGGCCAUCACCGAAGUUGUCUAAUAGUUCCACGAGCUCGUCGAUAACAAGAACACAUGAUAUGUAAAAUACCUAUUUCAAGUAAAACAGGUUAGAGAAAGAAAAAACCACGACUACUACUACUACUACUACUACUUUCUAUCUACUCCUCUGGUGGUGAUGAUCAUAUCAGAUACUUCCGAGUUGGCUCCCCUCAUCCCCAGUCCAAAAUCCAAAAUCCCAGAAAAGAAAAAGAUCCUAUCAUGUGUGUUUCUGCCUAUCUUCGCAGUAACCCUUGAUGAGACUUCUUUUCUUUUCUUUUUGGAGAUUGGAUAUUGGUCUAUAUCUAAAGCCGACAAUGACGUCUUAAAGGCAUGUCUGAGCCAGAGGUUUUUCUUUUUCACUACUUGAUUUCUAGCUAGGAAACUACCUAGGUAGAUUAGUUAGUGCACCUGAGCUAUAAAGCUGAAUGGUUGUGAUGCAAGCAUACACGAGCAUACGCGUGUUUUAUUGCGAAGUGAACUUGUUCUGGAUAGCUUUAUUCUAUCCUGAGCCAUUCUAGCCAUUGCAGCUACAGAACAAGG